This is a messenger RNA of Procambarus clarkii (red swamp crayfish), 1735 nucleotides long. Lineage: Eukaryota; Metazoa; Arthropoda; Malacostraca; Decapoda; Cambaridae. The record is from RefSeq and is a predicted model, not a curated record.
AUGGCAAUUGCCCCGGAUGAGAGGCCGGGCAGCACAUCGUCGUUGCCAGAUAGUGACUUUGUGGACCCAUCGCACGCUCAUCAAUUGUUUUCUAUUGAUGGUGCCACCUCCUCAGUGGUGACACACGACACAUCAGAAGGCGGUGCAGAUGAUGAGGGAUUCACGGUGCAAAUGAGAAAAAGUCAGCGCCGUAAGCAGUCGAGAAGGGCACGAUCAAACCCACCAAAUUCGGCUGCUGCCAGACUUUUACGGCUAGAUUUUCCUCUGGGAGCCACAGUAGAUAGAAAAGUGCAGUGGUUUUGUGAAGCUUCUGGUGCACACUAUAAUAAGGUCAUUAAGUUACCUAGAGAUGAAAGUGAAUAUGUCUUCGUUAUAAACGACAGUGCUUUUGAGAAAAUAACUGUCUAUUGUAUCUUACAGUAUGGCAUCUACUGUGGCGCUGCGGCUGGUGUUCUGCUGGUGCUUCACAGUGUCCGAGCGUUCACAAAGUUUGCACACAUUGACCACAUCCCGGAAGAGUUCAUAAGGAAGCAUGUGCGCCUUCACGGUCGCGUGAGGAGCGUGGAUGUGUCCCCACCGGCAGCCGCGCCCACACUGGCACUCCCUCAGCCUGACGCAGGCGCCGCCCCGCGCACGUCUCCCGCGCACACAGAAAAUGUCUCCAUAUCUCCCGCAUCAGGUAAUGACGCGCCUAACAUGAGAGAAAACGUGGAUGUGCGAGGUGCGAGGGGGGACUACCCAGGACGCCAGGAAGGGGCCCUGGAGACGCUCCGGAGGGAAGACUGCGCCCAUACUGAUGGUACCAGUGAACACUCUGAACAACACCUGCGUCCAUUGUUUCUUCAGGUGGAGCACAGGCCGGUCAUCGCUCUCUGGAGGAACAAGGGCGACCACCUGCUGCCUCUCCAGCUGGCGGCUGUCCAGGCGACGACGGAGGGUGUGAGGAGGGCACAGGAGCAGCUGACGGAGCAGAGAGUGUGGUUCACCCUCCUGGGCCGCGACGCCCACACCAUCACCGCCCUCGUCAAGCAGCACAAGGUGUUGGGGAGGACGGUGAACGAGGCGCUAGUGCGUGAGGGGGUGGCGGUGCCGGGGCCCCUGGACUUGGCCCUCCAGGAGGACCCGCAGUACCUGGCCCUCUACGCCCGGCUGCUGAGGGCUGAGGCGCUCGCCCAGAAGAGAGGGCUGGGGAUGUGGCGGCCCUCCGGAGAGCCCCACAAGGGCCGCCUCGCCACCAUGUUUGGCAAGCUGCGAGCGUUUGUUUGGAGGCUGCGGCAGUGAGGGCGCGCAGUGCUGCCACUUGUGGAGAGCGGCGGAGUUACUUCUGUGUGUACUAGUUUCGCCAGGCAGGCCGUGUGCUUCCUCUGACUCAUUACAUUUAUCUGAAUCUCAAUGGAAGUAUUUUAUCAUUAUUGUACCAGCUGUUGUUUGCUGUGUAAUACUUUCUGAGACUGCUUGUAUAUACUUGUUUCACUUCCUUUAUUGACAAUAUUGUCAGAAACAACAUAUUUGUUAUUUCAUGUUCUCUUGACAACAUCAAGGAGCUUCUAUACAAAGUUUGUUUUCAAGUUACAAGUUGAGUGUUAUCAUUAUGUGUUUUAAUGGAGUUCAUGAUAAUGUGUAUACUGUACAUAUUGAUGCAUCUGGCAUACAGGUGACUCACGUGGGCUAAUGGCCCUUUUUUCUUUAUCUAGGUGUGUAGGACUCUGUAAAGAAGGAUUAAAUAUUACCCCGC